Messenger RNA from Bufo bufo (common toad), 897 nucleotides. RefSeq lists its product as uncharacterized. The transcript is spliced from 4 exons. The record is from RefSeq and is a predicted model, not a curated record. Bases 66 to 863 code for a protein of 265 amino acids. NCBI's taxonomy places the organism in Eukaryota, Metazoa, Chordata, Amphibia, Anura, Bufonidae. Gene Ontology annotation, molecular function: DNA binding.
GACGUCAUCAGACCUGCCAGUAGCUGCUCCGCUCUAGAUGCCUCUAUAGAGGUUAUCACUCCCUGAUGUCCAGAACCCCACAAAUGGACCACAUUCAGUGUAUGCCGGAACUUCACAAUGAUGCAACACAAGAUCUUCAGGGUGAUGUUCCUAGAAAUGUAAAAUUUGAGGAGGAAGUGAUAUGCGUGAAGAUCAAGGAAGAAGAGAUUCCCACAGAUGUCAGUCCAGAAAAAUGGAUGCAGACAAAGUGGGGAUCUAGGAUGUCCAAAAAUAUCAGAGACUCAGACUCUGAGUCAACACAUCAUGGACCAGAGCCUUUUGAAUCUUCUUCUGAGGAGGCAGAGCUAUCCCAGGCUGGCCCCUCACAGCUGCUCCCUGUGAUAUCACCCAGACAUGACACAGGAAGGAUGACCGAGCGAGGCUCCAAACGCAAUAGGAAGAGGAGAAGGGAGGAGGUUGAGUUUAUGGAAUCUGUGUUGCAUCGCCUCAGUGAGAUGAAUGAAGAAAGAUCUCGCCACUUAAAAGAGAUGGCAUCUCAGCAGGAGAUAAUUAUCAGGCAAUUGCGGGACGAUGAGGAUAGUGAUAUGCUUUUUCUCAAGAGUCUCCUCCCUUUGAUGAAAGAGAUGCCAACUCCUAGAAAAAUGGAAUGUUGGACAGCAAUGAUGGAUGUCAUGGCUAGAUUUGUAGCUCCCUCUUCCACAACUCAUCAACCAUCUCAAGCACCAGGUCCCUACUCCCAUGCCCCACCUCCUGAAUCUUGGUAUGAACCAUCUGCAUACUCAUCUGCCCCCAGUCACUCCUGCCCCCCUCACAGACAGAGAUUGGCAGAAGAACUGGGAGAGUUUCAAUAUUACCCAGCCUAAAACUUGAGAAUUUUAAAGAACUACAUUUGGGUUG